Molecule: messenger RNA, 1435 nt
Organism: Trichobilharzia regenti
Lineage: Eukaryota; Metazoa; Platyhelminthes; Trematoda; Strigeidida; Schistosomatidae
Source: the annotation of a GenBank genome assembly
AUGGCUGACCAGUUAACAGAAGAACAGAUUGCUGAAUUCAAGGAAGCUUUCUCCCUAUUUGACAAGGAUGGUGAUGGAACAAUAACUACCAAAGAGUUGGGAACUGUUAUGCGCUCUUUGGGCCAGAAUCCUACAGAAGCCGAGCUUCAGGAUAUGAUAAACGAAGUUGAUGCUGAUGGCAAUGGCACAAUUGAUUUCCCCGAAUUCCUCACAAUGAUGGCUCGGAAGAUGAAAGACACUGACAGUGAAGAAGAAAUUCGAGAAGCAUUCCGUGUCUUUGACAAGGAUGGGAAUGGAUUCAUUUCCGCAGCUGAACUCCGGCAUGUAAUGACCAAUUUGGGUGAAAAGUUAACAGACGAGGAAGUAGAUGAAAUGAUUCGUGAAGCUGAUAUUGACGGUGACGGUCAAGUAAAUUAUGAAGGGUUAUUCAAACUGACAAUAUAAGAUAAUAAAACAAAAACAAUCAAUAAAUACAUCUGAUCGGAGUUACCAACAGAAACAGUUACACGUUUGUUUGCUUGUUUUAAAAACAAGAAAUUUUGAUUCUUCAGAAUCUGGUUGAUUCCUUUACGAAAGGUGAAACGAACUGCUGACUCGUUCUAGUGUAGGACUCUUCAAUGAUGAACAAUCACAAGCGCCAGCUCUAACUAUUUCAAGCCACUUAGACAGAACAACCCAAUGGAACCGUGAAUUUCACCUUCUUUCUUUUUUAUUCGCAAUAUAACUCUAACACUCUCCAAUGUUAUCCGUGAAUACUUGUCAUGACACUCGAUACCAGAGUGCUUGAUUCCCUCCACAAUCCACCAGUGGGCUGAUUAGUUUUAGAUUCUACCCAUUCCCCCGCCCCCCUCCCCCACUGCGGAGAAGUAAUGCUAACGAACCUAUUUAAGAGGCGCAAACAAGAAAAUGAUACAUCUGUCCACUCAGUGUCCACUGAUUUUUCUAGAUGACAUUGCUUCAUGGUGAAGUUUACAGCCGCCCCUCCCUUUUUUUUUGCACACGUAUAAAUUGUUACUGAAUUAAAAUAUUAUUUUAUAUUUAUUUGUUCAGCUCAUUUACAUUGAAGAAUACUGAAUAAAGUUGGGGAAUAGUUACAGGAAGUGAACAGUUGCUGUUGUUUUUUUCUUCAUUGGAAUUAUCUUCCAAAAAGAUCAUUUUCAAUAAUGGUAAUCAUCAGUAAACGGAAUUAUUCUACAUUCUACACAGUAUAUACAAACAUUUAAUGUGUAUUUAAAUGAAGGAAACGUACACCAGCUCACAAACACACGUAAUGUUGUUCAUGAUGAAUCACAACGGGUGGUUAGACGGUGGAAAGUUAGAUUCGAACUAUCGACAUCCAGAAUGUUGAUGUGUAACUGUGAUUCCCCCUGGUAAUCGUUUCAUCCACCUCACUAUCAUUUUCAUCAUCAUUACAAUUAAGACGAAGACAAUGAGA